This is a messenger RNA of Branchiostoma floridae (Florida lancelet), 1455 nucleotides long. RefSeq names its product acyl-protein thioesterase 2-like. The coding region runs from base 412 to 1092 and encodes 226 amino acids. Gene Ontology annotation, biological process: protein depalmitoylation. Gene Ontology annotation, cellular component: cytoplasm. The record is from RefSeq and is a predicted model, not a curated record. NCBI's taxonomy places the organism in Eukaryota, Metazoa, Chordata, Leptocardii, Amphioxiformes, Branchiostomatidae. Gene Ontology annotation, molecular function: carboxylic ester hydrolase activity; palmitoyl-(protein) hydrolase activity. The transcript has 7 exons.
CUACAUGCCCUGUCAUGUCACAUAGAUCUGCUAGGCGGCGCUUCACUACAGUGCCACAGCUGCUGACUGGGCGUUCUCGCGAGAGCCUCUCAGCACGAGAUUUUCGUUCUCAGGCCGACCCAGCGAACAUCCAUCGAUCUGUGAGUUUGUGGGACCAUUUCCCCGUCAUUUUUGUCCUCAAAAAUUCUGGCGUUUCGGCUCGCUUCUCCCAUUAGGAGAAACACAGGCAUCCUUCUGCCCUGUGUCUUUCUCUUGGGAUCGGUGCGAGGUUCGUUCUUCGGCGGCGCUGCGUGGAAGAAGGGCUCGUCGGUUGAGGAGGAGGGGUGUGAGUCGACCGGGAGUCAUCACCAUCCUGCCAAACAGCCACCUUGGGGUUCAGUCGCCGGCACACCUCAGCAGUUGAACCGUUUUAUGUGCGGAAACGCCAUGUCCUCUCAGAUCGACCCUGUCACCGUCUCCGCUUCUGGCAAGCACACCGCUACGGUUAUCUUCCUCCAUGGCCUGGGAGACACGGGGCACGGCUGGUCGUACGCGCUGUCUGAAAUCAGGCAGCCGCACAUCAAGUACAUCUGCCCUACAGCGCCCAAGAUGCCAGUCACCCUGAACGAGGGAUACGAGAUGACGUCAUGGUUCGACCUGUACACUCUGAACAUCGGUGGCCGGGAGGACGAAGCUGGCAUAAAAAAGGCAGCGGCUCUCGUACAAGGAAUGGUGGAAGAAGAGGAGAAGGGGGGCAUCCCCUCUAAUCGGAUUGUGCUGGGGGGGUUCUCCCAGGGGGGUGCGCUCGCCCUGUAUGCUGCCUUCACCCUGGAGAAGCCCCUGGCUGGGAUGGUAGCGCUGAGCUCCUGGCUGCCUCUUCACGAGUCCUUCCCAGACGCCAUGAAGGUGAACAACGAAUCGCCCAUCCUACAAUGCCACGGGGACAUGGACCCCGUCGUACCGUACAAGUUUGGCCAGAUGACCAAAUCCGUAUUGUCCAAGAUGUGUAGCAACUACACCUUCAACACCUACCCUGGCAUGAUGCACAGCUCCAGUGCAAAGGAAAUGCAGGAUGUAAAAGAGUUCCUGGACAAAGUACUUCCAGCAGUCUGAAUUCUUAUCCUCCAAGAGCUUUGAAACCACUGGUUCAUCUCAGGCCUUUGUUGGAACUGUACAUGGGGAAAUGUCAUCACCACACUUUAAAGCUUUCCACCCUCCGGUGGUUUUAUGGUAUAUAAGAGAUGUUAGCAGUAAAAGAAGGAUAGUAGUUUGCAUAUGGUCUUUUCUGUUUCAUGUUUCUUGACUGUGUAGUUCUUAUGGUGACGGUUUUAUAAGAUCAUAUCAUGAUUUAUCUGUGGCCGUCCUUGAUAAUAUGACAAAUAAUAGUGACACAAGCAACUUAGUUAUGAUUUUGGAAACGGUCAGACGUUUCAUCAGUGACAGUGAGUAAAAUGUGUUGAUCUACAGAUUUAUAGC